AGCCAUACAUGUUUCCUCCGUCCUCUCAGAUCCCCGUUUUGUCCUGCAAGGUGUGGUUGACUGCAGGUGCACACGCGCUCCUAAAUCCAUCGCGCUGCGCUCAGCGAAAGAAGUCGAUGCACAUUUCACAGAGUUCAACUUCUCAACUGCCCCAAAGGAGGAAGCGUAUUUCAAAAUGCUCGGAGAGGACGAGCCGCUUGCCUGCAGAAUGAAAGAGAUCCGCUUGAGGGGUAAGGAUAAAAAAAAUCGACUUAGUCUUCUUCUGACGAAGUCUGGAUCUCAUGAAAAUGUCAGUCCUGAAAAGAAGCCACCAACUACAAAUAACCACAUAACACCGGAAUUGGCCCUUAAAUGGAGGGAUUCAUUCGAGGAGUUGCUGAGUCAUUCAGAUGGGGUAGAAAUCUUCACUCAGUUUCUGCGCACUGAGUUCAGUGAGGAGAACAUUGAGUUUUGGUUGGCCUGUGAGGACUUUAAAACCACAGAGUCUCCAACUAAACUGCAGACUAAAGCCAAACAGAUAUAUGCAGUUUUCAUCGACAAGGAAGCACCCAAAGAGAUCAACAUAGACCACUCAACCAAGGUCGCCAUUGAGAAGAAUGUCCUUCAGCCAACUCAGUCCUGCUUUGAUGUGGCGCAGGGUAAAAUCUACAGCUUGAUGAAAAGAGACUGCUACACCCGAUUCCUCACCUCAGACAUCUAUUUGUCCCUGACCAAAAGAAGACCCCAACCAACUAUGGUCAGGAGAAGAUCUCGCUCCUUUGUUUUCAAUGAACGUAAUGAAGGCCCAGCUUCCUGGUUGUAGAGUUGUACUGUGGUGCAAGAUUUGUUCAUAUCGUUUAUGUUUAUUUUUGUCAACAAUACUUGAUCGUGUGACAAACACCUCUUAGCUAUUUAUUAACGUUAGUUCCAGUGUGCUGGUAUUUUAUUACUAAUCACUCAUGAUUGUCAAGCGUUCUGCUCAAGGAUUUUGUGCCAAGCUAUUUUAAUCAAUCGUGUUUAGAAUGUGUAAAUUGUACAUAAUUGUUUUACAAGAAAGAUCUGUACUGUAUAUAUACUGUUUUGUUCAAUUAUACAGCUAAAUGUACAUGUGUCAACAUUUGCAUUGCUCUUUAAGACAGUAAAUAUUUUAGUAAAAACUUUGAAUUUGGGAAAAUGUUAAUGUCUAAUGAUGAAUAGCGCUUAGUAAUAGCAAAAGUUAUUUCAUUUCUUUUUGCAAACUUUUUAUACAAUCUUAAACUAUUCUUUUGAUUUUCAGUUGACCUAGAAUUUUGGGGGUUUAUUUAUUCUGGCCAAAAACUAUCCAAUUAGACAAGAAAAGAUUGUCUGACUGACAUGUAAAAUGUCCAGCCACAGUUAGUUUUGUCUUGUGGUAGUGUUUAGGAACAGAGGAAUAGUCAAUAAUACCACAAAAACAGACCAGCAUGAAAAAAAAAAACUUCAAAUCUUAGUAAAGCUUUCAGUUUACAAAGAUUAA
This is a messenger RNA of Triplophysa dalaica, 1474 nucleotides long. RefSeq names its product regulator of G protein signaling 18 (gene rgs18). The transcript has 7 exons. The coding region runs from base 176 to 802 and encodes 208 amino acids. The record is from RefSeq and is a predicted model, not a curated record. NCBI's taxonomy places the organism in Eukaryota, Metazoa, Chordata, Actinopteri, Cypriniformes, Nemacheilidae.